GAGAGUUGAGUUGUGCCCCUUUCUCCAAAUGUUCAAAUACAAAUACACAACACACGAGUCUCAUUCCGUGAGUCUGCUGCCUGCUGUGCACUGACUUGUCAGCUUAUUGUGUUCCCCACACUUUCAAAUAAUUCUUACUUUCCUUAAAUUGUUUGCCAGAAGGUAAACACGGGCAGUUACGUGAUUUCUGACAUAAACAUGCAUUUAUUGUAAGGCAACGUUCAUGUCCUUUCUGUACAGAUAGCAUGUGUAUUACGUUGUUAUUGUAUUAAUAGCAAUAGAUAAAAACACUGACCUAUUUAUAUUUUAUUAGGCUACUAUGCAAGCAAGGAGACUAGACCAAUAAGUGCAAUGUCUAACAUAGGGUUUUCGAUAGUUAAUCAUUAUCAUGAUAGAAAUCUCCACUCCACCAAAUGAUAAGAAUUGGCAUCUUUAUUUUUAAUUUGCGGUCGUUAAAGUUGAGGCGGAGCCAAAGUAGACAAUAAUCUAAGACGGACUUCAUUUUCACUUCUCCGACUCUAACAUUCUCUCCAUACAUCAAGCAACCACAAACUGGUUCGGCAGGGGUGGGUGAUAAAGCCACGCAGCAAGCUCUUUUCUAAGACUCGAGUCUGGACCAGGAAUGCGAUACAAUCCUUGUUUGGAAUACGUUUCGAGAGAAGGACUAAGAACUAGCAACACCCUAAAAUGAAACUAUGGACGGAUUAGGUUCAGGAAGAAUCUCAAAUGUGCCGUAAAACUGUCUCUUAGGAAUCAGUAUGGCACACCGCUCUCAGUGUUCCUCUGCCGGGGAUGACCCCAUGGACCCCAACUACCUGCCUCCCCACUACCGCGAGGAGUACCGGCUGGCCAUUGACGCACUUGUGGAGGAUGACGUUGAGGGCUAUUAUGAAUUUCUCCAGCAUGCAGAUAUGGUUGACUUUCUUUCCAAUCAGGAAAUUGAGCACAUUAGGCGCACAGUGCAAGUUCCAUACCAAUAUAGUCAGCCUGACCUCCCAUAUGUGCAGUCUGUGGCAGAUGGCUCUUCGGACACUUACUGGCCAGUCCACUCUGACUUGGAUGUACCCGGUCUUGACCUUGGCUGGCCCCAACAACAUCAUGUCAUAGGCCCCACUGAGGUCACCACACUGGUUAACCCGUCUGAGACAGAUAUGCCCAGUAUCAAGGAGCAGGCUCGUCGACUUAUCAAGAAUGCUCAACAAGUGAUCGCUGUGGUAAUGGACAUAUUUACUGAUGUGGACAUCUUCUCUGAUAUUCUGGAUGCUGCCAUGCGACAUGUUGCUGUAUAUAUCAUAUUAGAUGAACAUAAUUCACACGACUUCGUUUCUAUGGCAUCCAACUGCCGAGUCAAUCUCAAGAACAUUGAUUGCAUGCGUGUUAGGACUGUGUCAGGUGUCACCUAUCGCUGUCGAUCUGGGAAAUCCUUCAAGGGUCAGAUGAUGGAUCGCUUUUUGCUGACAGACUGCAGGGCAGUCCUGAGUGGAAACUACAGAUGCCGCCUUAACCAGGGAACAGAAGGAUGAGUGUGAAGAAAGACCAUUGCACAUUUUCCUCUAGAAUUUGUCCUUUAACAAGGCUUAUGUUAGUAAUUUCCCAAAACUCUAAAAUUACAAUUUGGAGACAGCAUGCUAAUCAAGAGAUAUUAUUCUCAGGUUUGUUAGAUGGACUAUUUAUUUUCUACAUUUAAAGGAUUAUAUUUUUUGUGAACAUCAAUUGAAACUCAGUUUCCCAAAUUGGACUGUUGUAUAAGCAACCAAAGACUAUAUAGUGUGGACAACGAACAAAUAGACAGUGGAUCAACAAGGUUGGACUGAAACAUCCAAACUCAUCUGCUUAAUGCGCAGCAAAAUAUGCUAUAUAUUUGAAAAGGUUUAUGUUCAUUGACACCCUGGACACAGGUAUUGCUGAUUUUACGUAUAGGUCAAGUGCUAUGUUAAUUUUGUCAGAACCUGGGUGAUUUGUGAUCUGUCUGAGAAUGUAUUUAACAUACCAACAGCCAUUUUCAAAGCCUGACACAAUCACCACAAAUCACCAAAGAGAUUUUAAUAAUCAAGAACAGUGGACAUAUAGCUUUAAAAUAGUUAAUGGACCACCUUACGUCUUUAAGAGAAUGCCUUUUACAGUUAGUACUUAUGAGAAGUGCUAGAUGAAUCAAAUAAAUGCAUGAAUAAAAACAUCCAUACACGGUAAAUGAAUUACUGUAUUCUGAACUUUUAAAUGAAUAACAUAUAUAGAACAUACAGUAUCUCACAAAAGUGAGUACACCCCUCACAUUUUUGUAAAUAUU
Molecule: messenger RNA, 2287 nt
Organism: Esox lucius (northern pike)
Lineage: Eukaryota; Metazoa; Chordata; Actinopteri; Esociformes; Esocidae
Product: protein FAM83H
Exons: 5
Coding region: 759-1523 (254 amino acids)
Biological process (GO): protein localization to cytoskeleton; positive regulation of cell migration; intermediate filament cytoskeleton organization
Cellular component (GO): keratin filament
Molecular function (GO): keratin filament binding
Source: RefSeq, a predicted model, not a curated record